AUGUUAAAUAGAAAGGUUAUAGGAAAGAUAGCCGCUAAAAUUAAUCCCGGGGGCACUCCUGUUAGUGAAUCUAGAGGGAAGAGGCCUUUAGAAGAUAGUCCCGAACCAGAUGCGAAGAAGGGUCCUGGUUUAGGACCACCGCAAAUGGGCAGACCCCCCCAGGUCGCAUUACCAAUGGGGGGACCAAUAGGCAACGGGCCACCCGGCACCGAGGAUAUGAAGGCUCCAGGACCGGCCCCUGGUGACAAAAUGGGCAUGGGAAUGCGUAAUCCAUUAGGUAUGGGUGGUCCUCCAGGAGGCCAAGGUGGAAGAAAUAGCCUCGAAAUUAUGAUCCCAGGUCCAAAAGUGGGGCUUAUUAUUGGCAAAGGUGGAGAAACUAUUAAACAGCUCCAGGAGAAAAGUGGAGCCAAGAUGGUUGUUAUACAGGAUGGCCCUGCUCAAGAGCUAGAAAAACCUUUGGUUAUUAGCGGGGAUCCUCAGAAAAUAGAGUAUGCAAAGCAAUUGGUUUAUGAUUUAAUUGCAGAAAAGGAAAUGAAGAGUUUCAAUAAUAGAGGGGGAGGUGGUGGUGGACGAGGACGUAAUGAUAAUAGAGCUGGUGGUGAUGGCUACAGCGACUAUGGCGGAGGCGGAGGCGGCGAUUUUGAAGUUUUGGUGCCCAAGGCUGCGGUAGGAGUGGUUAUAGGCAAGGGUGGCGAUAUGAUAAAGAAAAUACAAGCUGAGACUGGUUGCAGGGUGCAGUUCCAACAGGCCAGGGAUGAGGGACCUGGCGAUAGAAGGUGUUCUUUGAAUGGAAACCCUAAACAAGUUGAUCAUGCCCGCCAAAGGAUCGAAGAACUGAUCGACAGCGUGAUGCAGCGUGACGGUGGCCACGACGGUCCCAUGGGCGGUGGCCACGCGGGCGGAAGGGGAGGCCGUGGCGGCGGUAGAGGAGGCCGGGGCGGCGGAAGAGGCGGCGGGCACUUUGGUGGCGACCGCAACGGUGGCGGAGGCGACUACGGCGGCGCGGGAGGCUGGAACGACCGGGGCGGCCCUGGGCCCCAGCAGGAGGUGUCUUUUACAGUGCCGGCUAAUAAGUGUGGCGUCAUUAUCGGACGAGGUGGUGAGACCAUAAAACAAAUAAACCAGCAAUCUGGAGCGUUUUGCGAACUAGACAGAAGAAGUAGUGCCAAUCAGAAUGAGAAAACGUUUACGAUAAAGGGUGAUCCCGACUGUAUAGAAGCUGCUAAAAGAAUAAUUAGCGACAAAAUACAAAUGCCCAUUCAUUUUCUCAAUAUGGGAGGUGCUCCAGCUCCAAUGGCCAACAACAUACCAACAGCCUAUCCUGGUAUGGCGCCGCAAGGUUAUAAUCCACAAGGCUGGGGAGGAAUGCCUAAUUAUCCCCAACAACAAUGGGGCCAGCAGGGCCAAGGGGACGUCUCCGGUCAGAGUAACACAGGUCCGGCGCAAGGACCACCGCAGGGUGGCGCGGGAGGUGGUGCCGGUGUACAAGUCAAUCCUUCGACAGGUCAACCUGAUUAUUCUUUACAAUGGGCAGAAUACUACAGAUCCUUGGGCAUGCACCGCGAGGCCGAGGUAAUCGAACAUCAGGCUAAGGCGAGAACGGGCCCGACGCCGGAGGCCAACGGAGCCGCUCCCCCCGUCCUUCCCCAAGCGGGAACCCAGCCCGGAGGUGGUGCUCAAGCACCUGCCAGUGCGGGAGGGUCGGGUCAACCGGAUUACAGUGCUCAGUGGGCUGAAUAUUACCGAAGCAUCGGUAAAAUGAAGGAGGCGGAAGCUAUCGAGGCACAGAUGAAAAAUAAGACUGGUGGUGCUGCAGCGCCCGCAGCUCCUGUUUCACAAGGCGCUGCACAAGUAGCACCUGGAGGAUAUCAACAACCAUAUGGAGGAUAUCAACAACCAGGUGGUUAUUACGCCGGUCAGCCCCAAGCUCCAGUUCCUGGCGGUGUUGGUCAGCAAAACUACGGGUUUCCGCAAUACGGGUACGGAGGGCAACCGACGUCAGCGCCCCCUAACCCGCCUGAUAACUAACCUUCAAUAUUUUCAGACUUAUUAUAAAUGUGGUCAGCCGUCUAACCUGAGAAUCGACAACGGAAACAUUCAAAUUUCUUUACAUAAGGAAUUUUUUAAGGUCGUCCUAGAUUUACGCAACUUAUUUUAUUCGAUUGGCACGGCGGCAUGAGACAAACUAUAUAUAGGAGAUAAUGCUUGAUUUUUUUUAGGUUAACGUGUAAAUGGACCUGGUCUAGAAACAUUUCAACACUUUCGAUCAACUUUACAGCGUUGAACCGCUAAGUAAAAUUUCAGAUAUAUAAUUUGAUAUUUUUUAUAUAGUAAUCACCAUAAAGCUUGCAACAUUUUUUUUUAUUAUUGAAUUCAUAUACUUAUAAAAGAAUAUACCGCGUGCAUUUUAUCGAAUCGUGGCUCAAAAUUAAAGAAUAUAUAUGUAGGAUAUAGAUACAUUCUAGUCUAGGGCAUGGGUCUUUCUCUGGGUGGGAUGACGAUUUCUUUGUUUGCUCGACUAUUGAGCUCCCUGAUAGGACUGUCUAAGUCAUAUGUUUGAUGGUGAAAAGUUUUAAAUUCAAUAUUAAUCAAAACACAAACGUACACCUAUUAUACCGUAUGAUCGAAAAAAAUGAGGUCCAGUUGGCUGGGAAAUGACGAUCGAUAACAUUUCUCAUAUAAAUUUACAUAUAAAAUGACAGCGAUCUUCAUUUAAUAGCUAUCGCUGACGCCGAUUUUUCUCGAUCAUACGGUACUAGGAAAAACAGCAAUAGUGCUUGCCUGCAAACCUGGCAAGCGAAAAUGUGUGUUUACUAUUUAUUUCUUCAACAAAAUCAUUUGAUAACUUUUUGGAAUUGAGGAUUGAGUGAAGCAGUACAAAAAUAUUUUUUGAGCUUGAGCCUUUUAUAUAUAUGUAUAUAUAUAUGGAUAUUGUCAAUUGAUUUGCAUAAUAAUUUAAAAAAUUUUAUUAAGUAGGGGUAUCCGCAAAGUAUGUACGAUCUAAUGUUAAAUAAAUCAGGCCAACACAGUAAAGUUGACAGAGGGUUGUAUGUCUCAGACGCAGUGUUAGGUUAGUCUAUUCUUCUGUUUAUAUUAUAUUUUUUUAAAUCAGGAAGCAGCACACUCAAUGUUCUUUCUUAAAUAGUUUACUUUUUACGAUUUUAUUGGGAUAUCGCCGCAGUAUUUUUUUUAUAAGGUCUUUUAGGAAUAUUUGUAUAGUUCAUAGUACUUUUGAACUACUAAAAGAGUUGCUGGGGGUAAGCCAGCGAACUCUAGGAGAGAUAUUAUCGAACAAAACAACGAUAGGAAUGUUAUAAAUUGAUUUUUAGAUUCAUUCUUUAAAAUAAAAGAUAUCAGUUCGGUUUUAGUAUGUUGAAUAAACAAUGCAAUUUCUAGUUUUAGAAAAUACCCUUAAAAAUAAAAUACUGCUUACGAUUGAAAAAUUAUCAGAUCAAAAACUAAAUCAUUGAUAGUCUCUGAAACUAAAAGCAAGAAAAAGAAAACGUUACGAUUAUUAAAUGGUCCUCUUUGUUUGAGAGUAUGAAAUUCAUUUAUUUUUUGAUUAUCUGACCGUUAGUCCCAAACCUAUUGUAACAUUUUAAUAUGUAUUUAGGCAGUUCGUCUGUCCAUUUAUGUACGAAGACAAUUAAAUUUACUCUUUAACUCUU
This is a messenger RNA of Sitophilus oryzae (rice weevil), 3668 nucleotides long. It is a transcript of the gene Psi, whose product is annotated as far upstream element-binding protein 3. The record is from RefSeq and is a predicted model, not a curated record. Gene Ontology annotation, biological process: regulation of DNA-templated transcription. Bases 1 to 2028 code for a protein of 675 amino acids. Gene Ontology annotation, cellular component: cytoplasm; nucleus. NCBI's taxonomy places the organism in Eukaryota, Metazoa, Arthropoda, Insecta, Coleoptera, Curculionidae. The transcript is spliced from 13 exons. Gene Ontology annotation, molecular function: mRNA binding.